Molecule: messenger RNA, 1328 nt
Organism: Mangifera indica (mango)
Lineage: Eukaryota; Viridiplantae; Streptophyta; Magnoliopsida; Sapindales; Anacardiaceae
Product: LOB domain-containing protein 37-like
Exons: 2
Coding region: 326-1063 (245 amino acids)
Biological process (GO): regulation of gene expression
Source: RefSeq, a predicted model, not a curated record
GAGGAACAGCCAUGCGCGGAAAAACGGAGCCGCUCACGCCCAAGACUUUGGAAUCGAACCCAAAACUCUCUAAACAAAAAAACACCGCACAACUACUCCUCUAACCCUAGUUAAUUUUUAACCCCAUCACUCUUCUCUUUUUGUCUAUAUAUACGGUUCUCUCAUUCACCAUCGAAGCUUCAGUUCUCUCUCUUUUCUUCCAUUUUCUCUUCUCGUAAGUCCGGAAAACUCAUCAUUGUAAUCUUUGCCGGCCUUUAUAUGAUUCUUUAUAUUAAAAAUUAACCGGAAAAGAAUAAAAAGAUUGCAAGUUCAACUGAGUUGAGGUAUGAGUUGUAACGGGUGCCGAGUUCUACGAAAGGGUUGCAGCGAGUCGUGUAUUUUGCGUCCGUGUUUGCAGUGGAUUGAGAGACCUGAGGCACAGGGCCACGCCACGGUUUUUGUAGCGAAAUUCUUUGGCCGUGCCGGUCUCAUGUCCUUCAUUUCGGCCGUUCCUGAAUCUCAACGUCCUGCUUUGUUUCAAUCUUUGUUGUUUGAAGCGUGUGGAAGAACUGUGAAUCCUGUGAAUGGAGCCGUAGGGCUUUUGUGGACAGGAAACUGGCCCCUGUGUCAGGCGGCGGUGGAGGCUGUUCUAAACGGACGGACGAUACGUCCCAUACCGGAGCUCCUCUACGCCGGAUCCUUAAUCCAGGCUUCCGAUGAAGUGUCUGAAGCUGAAGUGACUCAUUCUACAGACAUGUGGAAGUUAAAGAAUCCAUUUCCUAAUUCUCACUCCAGGUUUUCCAGUUCAAGAUCCAAAGCAGUACCCAAACGUAAGCGAUCGGAGGAAGCAAUCACCACAAAGCUUCAAACAUCAGAUCUGGAUCUUUGCUUAACACCAAAUCUCACAAAUCAAGUAAUUACGCCAUGUAAGAAGCCGGAAAUAAUCAGACGGCGGGGAGGAACUCCGUCAAUAAACUCAGAGGAGUCAGUUACCACCACGUGUUUUGGUGAAAGUGGACUAGGAAAUCAUCAGUAUCUCAAUGGAGGAGGCGAUGAAAUGAAGCUGCUAAACUUGUUUGUUUAAAGAACGUUUUGCUUUGUUAGCUCUGUGAAUUAACGUUCACCAAGAGAAUGUAGUAUUCUUAAUUUUUGGGACAAUUUUCCUGGAAUAUAUCAGAUUCCGGCGAGUUUUUGUAAUUACCGGUUGAGGAUUCUCUUCACAUAUGAAGAGAGAAAUAUGAAUUAGCCGGUAAUGACUGAAUUUCUGUCUCUGUUUUUUUUUUUUUAAAAAUCCUCUGUGUUAUAUUAUUAAAUAUAUGACCUGAAUAAAAUGGAACUAUUGGUGGGAA